This is a messenger RNA of Brugia malayi, 4398 nucleotides long. It is a transcript of the gene Bma-unc-40, whose product is annotated as Immunoglobulin I-set domain containing protein. NCBI's taxonomy places the organism in Eukaryota, Metazoa, Nematoda, Chromadorea, Rhabditida, Onchocercidae. Gene Ontology annotation, biological process: cell-cell adhesion. The record is from RefSeq and is a predicted model, not a curated record. Bases 1 to 4398 code for a protein of 1465 amino acids. Gene Ontology annotation, molecular function: protein binding. The transcript has 29 exons.
AUGGAUAUCAUUCCGUCCUUUGCAUUAAUUCUUUAUGUAUUUAUUAUUGUCUUAUCAAAAUCUGCUCACUGUGGCAGUGCAGACAGUGUUAAAAAUUCAUCUAUUGUCGGUGACCAGAAAUCUCGGAUUUUCAGAAAACGAUCACUACCCGACAAUGGUGACCGUUUUCUUGGAUUUCAUUUCACUGAGGAACCAACAAAUACGGUAGCAAAAGCGGGACGGAUAGAACUGAAUUGCCGAUAUGCCAUAUCGAUGAGAAAUACUUCGUCUCGCACUGAAUGGCGGAAAGAUGGCGCGGAGUUAGCUUCAUUACGGCCCACAGGAAAAAUGUUUGUGACGUCUUCUGGUUCAUUAAUUAUCGAAAAUGUUGGAUCCUCUGAUGAAGGCUUAUAUCAGUGCGUAGUUCAUGUAACGGACAAGAAAAGUUUUGUUUGGACAUAUCUUUCCCGGAGGGCAGCUGUUCGAUUACCUUCUCUUAGCAGGUUCGAAAUACAACCAGAAGAUCGUGAAGUGCAUGUCGGGCAAAGUGUUGCUUUUGCUUGCAUCCUGGAUUCUCAACCUUCAGCUCACAUCGAAUGGUUUUUCAACGGGAAACGUAUUAGUGGCCGAGAUGAUAGUUCUUUAACAAUAUUUCCGGUUACUUCGACACUUGAAAUAAGUAGCGUCUUACCCAAACAUGAGGGUGCAUAUCGUUGUGUUGCAACGAAUGAGGGCAAAACUCGUGCCAGUCGUGAUGCUCAACUUACGAUUAAGCCUGAAAAUAGUGUUGGCAAUGAGUUUUCGGAACCAAAUUUUAUUCUGGAACCACGAGGUGACGUGGUAAAUGAAGGCGGGUCGGUAGUAUUGGAAUGUCUAGUAAAUGGAUGGCCACGACCAAAUGUGCGAUGGCUGAAAGGUGCCGAGACUAUAUCGUUAACUGGAGACAGGAUGCGUCAGUUAGGUUCAUCUUCGUUUAUGAUUCUAAAAGCAAAAGCAGUGGAUACGGGUGUUUAUACAUGUAGAGCAAGUAACAGUCAGGAAUCGUUAGAUGCGUCAGCUACUGUUCAAGUUAAAGUAGCACCGAAAAUCAUAUCCGAACCAAACAACGUUGUGGCGCAAGAAACAAUGGAUGUCGAGUUCAACUGCGAAGCAUCGGGAGAACCCGGCCCAUCGAUCAGUUGGUAUAAAAAUGGCGAAGCAAUUAUCGCGAGUGAAUAUUUUGUGAUAGAAGCAACCCGUUUACGGGUUCUCGGAUUAGUACGAAAUGAUCAAGGUGUAUAUCAAUGUAUCGCUGAAAAUGAUGCUGGAUCUGUACAAUCGAAUGCGCAGUUAAUUGUUGAUAGCUCCGAUUCAUUUUCUAUGGCUGCUUCAAGUGGACAGCCAAAAUUGCCAUCAGAACCGCUAGGUGUUCGUGCAAGUGUUGUUGGAAGUCGUUUUGUAGUCCUGACUUGGGAUCCUCCUGUACAACGGCAUGGUGCUGUUUUAGCUUAUCAUAUUUUCUACAAGGAACAAGAUUCUUUAAGGGAGCGAAUGUUGAAUUCAACAGCCGCAUCAUUCACGGUAACUCCUUUGCAGCCGAAUACGACCUACGUUUUUCGGUUAGCUGCGGAAAAUGAAGCUGGUAUGGGGAAAUCAAGUACACGUAUUCUUAUUACGACAGCAGAGGAAAAGGCAGUUCCUGGUAAAGUAAAAAAUUUGCGUGGCACAGCUCUGAGUCCGGAAACUGUCGAAGUGUCCUGGGAACCACCAGGCGGCAAUGGACCCGAGCCAGUGCAGUACAAGUUGUUCUAUAUCCGGAAAGAUCAUGAAGUGAAUGAAAAGGAAACACAAAUUGUGAUGAAAAAGACGUCUUAUACUCUUCAUGGCAUGGAGAAAUAUGUCGAAUAUAUCAUUCGAGUCGAAGCAGAAGGUGUAAAUGGUGCUGGUCUCAGCUCUGAACCAAUUACUGUAAGAACAUUGUCCGAUUUACCGUCACUACCUCCUAGUGACGUUAGAGCUGAAGCAAUUUCAACUACUUCCAUCCUUGUACAGUGGAUGCCAUUAUCAGCAGAAGAUAGAAAUGGUAUUCUGACUGGGUAUCGAAUAAAGUAUAAAACGAAAUUGCGUGGUGCAAAAAGCAAUACUUUAGUGAUAGAUGGAAACAACAGUUCAUACAUUAUAUCCGGUCUCGAGCCUGGUACACAAUAUAUGCUUCGAGUUGCGGCUAUUAAUCAGAAUGGAUCUGGUCCAAAUUCGGAUUGGUUUCAUGUUGAUACACCGCUGGAAGAUAAAGACGAAGGACAAGUGGCUGGACCACCACUCUCGCUUAAAGUUCAGCCAUCUGUGGAUUCAAUCCAGCUUUCAUGGCUGCCACCCAGAGACGAUAGUGUUAUGAUCCGUGGUUACCUAAUUGGUUGGGGAAUCAAUAUACCGGAUGUGGACCAAGUGAAGGUGCCAGCAAGUUUACGGCUCCAUACGAUUAAUGGAUUGAAACCAGGCCGUGAUUACGUGAUUUCGCUGCGUGCGUACAAUAUGAUAGGGAAUGGUUUUCCAAUCUAUGAAACAGUUCGAACUCUUUCUCCGGAAUCUAAAUCUAUGGCAAGUGGACAACAGAAUAACAAAGAUUCGGGACGAAGUGAAACACCGAUUGGUGUUAGAGCAUUGACACUUUCGUCAUCAUCGAUCCGAGUAAUAUGGACUGAUGCUGAAUUGGAUAUACCUUAUUCAAGGCAGUACACUGUACGAUACAGUUCCAAUGUUGAGAAUGGUGGGCAGCGGCGUUAUAUCAAUACAUCUGAACUUGAAGUAGUUAUCGAUGGAUUACGUCCCAAUACGCAGUACGAAUUUGCGGUACGAGUUAAUGCUGGAAAGUCCUCAUCCAUGUGGUCCAUGACUGCAGUAAAUUCCACAGCUCCAGCACCACCAUCUAGUGCACCACGUGAUUUAACCAUCAUGCAGCCCACUGAUGGUGAUCCACAAACACUGAUACUGAAUUGGCAACCGCCGAAGUAUGCUAAUGGUGAUAUUGAAGAGUACUUGGUGUACUAUGCAGAUCGAUCGGAUGCACCUGAUAAGGACUGGAUUCUAGAUGGGGUAAAAGGUGACCAUUUAUCAAUCAAGUUGACCAAUUUACUACCUCGACAAACAUAUUUCUUUAAAGUUCAAGCACGUAAUAUCAAAGGAUAUGGUCCGUUAUCUCCAACACUGCAAUUUGUGCCGGGUGCACCACCACCACGAUUAUUCCAGGAUGUUGACAUCGAUUUGGAAACUCCUCGUCUAGCGUUGUUUUCCACGCCAGCUUAUCUGGCAAUCACGGCGGCAAUCGUUAUUCUGUUCAUGGUCUUGAUGAUCACCGUGAUUUGGUAUAUAAGAUCAAAGAAUAGCAAGAAAUCAACGACCGCAGGCUAUGUGCGUGGAAGGAAACAAGUGAGAAAUGGCAAAGGGCCCCCUGAUUUAUGGAUUAAUCAUCAUAGCGGUGGACACCAAAUACAUGAGCCGGAGAAUCUGAUUGAAGAAGCGCUUGCAACAUCAUUAAACGAUUUAAAUCAUUGCGAUGAUGUAAUCGAAAUGGUCGAUUCACCACGAUCUCAAUAUCUUGCUGUCCAAGCUCACUUCACCGAUCCCGAGUAUAUUGAAGCGAGAAUGACUCAGUCAGUUCAUGAUGGCAUCAUUCAACGACGACGGCCUGUGGGAAAAGCAGAGCUAAUCUCAACUCAUACCGUCAUGUCACAGAAUCCACUGCCCGGUGUUGUAACUGGUGAUUGUAAUGGUACUUUAACACGGAGUUAUCAUCAAUCAUCGACUAGCCUUGAAGGACGACAAAGAACGCCUCAAAUUGUUUAUACAAAUACAGGCCGACAUCAGGUAGCUAAAAUCGAUUUUUCUGACCAUAGCUCGACGUACAGUUCGUCUCAGGCACUUCACAUAUCGACCCCACCUCCGCCCCAAUUACCUAAUCAAGGACCGCCCGUUGCUCCACCCACUCAAUUGCUCAACAACGAUGGUUAUCGGACGUUGCGCAGAAAUUCUGUCAAUUCAAAUCCGUUAAAAUCAUUUACACAACUUGCUGGAGCACCACCACCAAUCACUCCCUCAUCAGGAUCAGGUGAGCGAAUGGCGCAUGUAGUUAGACCGCUAGUUGUUGCAUCUCCAAAUAAUAGGAACGGAAAGCCUGCUGGUGUUGUUAUUGGUCAGAAGUCAUCUCAUGUUCCUGUGGGACGUGCAACUGCACAACCACGUGUUAACGUCAAUAAUAUUUACUCACCAUAUGCAUCUUGUGUGAUGCCGGAGAAAGCUGCAUUGCAACGUGAAAAUGUUAUUGAAGCGCAACCAUUACAGGCUUCAGCUUCCACAGAGGAACUGAAUGCGCAAAUGGAAAAUCUAGACACAAUGAUUGAUGAUUUGCAAGCGCUUCAACAUGAAUUCAGUGCAACUACAUGA